UCAGAGAACUUCGAUGACAUCAAGCAGCAGAACUACUGGAAGUGGUCAGGAAAUAAAAUGUCCGAAAUGACUCUUGACGUACCGGAAGACCUCAAGAACAUUGACCACCUUCGACACUGGCUAACAGCUAUCCACUUUGCCAGCAACCCAGGCGAGGCUGUGGGAAGCGAGGCGUUCAAGUACCCGCCUGUGAUAUUGGUGGGGAACUUUGCCGACAAGCUGUCGACAGAUAGGACACUUUUGGAGCACAAGGUUGAUAUCUUCAAGAAGCUGGGAAAGCUCUGCCGCCGGUCACCAACUUUCCAGGGUAUGCUUGAGAGCGAUGACAUUGAUCCCGCAGGGUUGUUCCUUGUGGACAACCACGAGUCCGGAGCUUCUCAAGAAGUUCUAGGAAUCCGAAAGAAGCUACAGGAUGCUGUUUCAUCGGUGCUGGCAAACAAGCAGAUUCCGAUGGAAUGGGUUCGUUUUGAGAUGAUACUGGAGUAUCUCAAGAAACAACCCGCCCGCACUGGCUACACAACAAGAGGGUGGAUGAAGACACUGGUGGAGACGGCCUGCAAGAUCCGCGACGAAUCCGGCAUGGACGGUGCUCCAUCCGAGUUCGAGCUUCUUCUUCGUUUCUACAACGACCUACGCGUCAUCAUCUAUCAGCCGACAAACAAGAACUCGCCGCAGCCUGAUGACAUCAUCUUCCACAACACACAGUGGCUCAUCAGGCAGAUCAACGUCCUCGUCUUUGGCCACAAGUACUUGGAUGAACCUGGCGGAGGUGGUGGCAGGACGGCGAAGGAAGCCGAGACCAGGUAUCGCAACAUUUUGUGGACAAAGGGAAUAGCGAAUCGGCAAUUGAUGGAGUGUGCCUGGAAGGAGGUGAAACGAGAAGUCCGUGAAAAGAUGCUUGGCGUGAUGGUCGACUGGGAUUUGCUGUACAAAUUCGGAGACGCCCAGCAAGCAAAGUACUUCAUCCCGUCUGUUCUUCAACAUCGACCGCCGGAGAAAAUCGAGGAGGCCAUGCGCAGCUUCGAGCAGGGCAAUGAGCUAAACGACGUCUGCUUCUCCACAGCUGACACACCACUGCUGAUCAUGGUUCAGCCACCAGGUGAGGCUCCUGAAGACGUCCUAAGCUACAAGUAUCCAGACGCGGACACACCGAUGCCACACAGCUCCUACUGCAAGCUACUUGUACGGCUCAUGAGAAAGUGGGACAUCACAAAUACCGACCCGAGUCACUGUGAGCUCACCUACAACACAGCUAGGUUUCGGCUGUGGCUGCCGGAGCAGCUCCGUGACCAGUUCCCCGGCAAGGUGGAUAUCUUCUUGGCUCACUACGACUCGUCAGGUGCACUGCUGGUCAGCAUCAACUUCCGGUACUCACCUAAAGGUGCUGCUAGCUCCGCUGAUUGGCUGCAGCCGAUCUCAUCUAUAUGCCAGCAUGUCCGCAAGGAUAUCAUGGAGGAGUUGGAUAAGCUGGAGAACCCGAAACUGGACAAACCGGUCAUGUUCAGUUUACCACUACCGCCAGUAUGCGCAUGCAAAGAGGAGUGGAAGGACUACAGCAGCGAAAGCCGGGACCUCGGAUACGCACCGUGGCGCGUACUCUACAGUGAAUCUGGUGCUCAUCACGAUCCGUACUGUGCCGGGUGUGAUUCGGAGUACAGCAUACCCAACAACUCAAACUGCUGGUUCAAAGCUAGUAGUACCUUCCAGCUCGAAGGACAGCAGAAUGAUAUAGCGAGGCAGCAAGUGGCACUCUGGAAGCUGAAAGCGGAGAUUGUCAGUGGGCAGUCACUUGCUACGAAGGAGGCAGUGGAUGCCAGCUCGGAAGUAUGCCUCGCUGCCGUGCGCAACAUCAAUCCCGUCGCUGCCGAGACUUCUGCAAUUGCUGCCAAUGCUGCAGCUUCCCCCGCAUCUGCGACUGCUGUCAUAGCAACGUCAUCGCCUAGCCAACCCAACGAGGGUUCUGCCACUCCAUCUGAAAAGGAUCACACGGCUGCAGACUCGUCGGCUGGCACACGAUCUGCAUCUUUGGCAGCAAAACGAGGUACGGGUCCGUCCGACGAGGCCAUGCAUGAAGCUACAAAUAGCACACUGAGCAGCGGUUCGACCAGAGUACGCCGUAUCCGCAUCAGCCUCUGCGGUCAGUUUGGAACCGGCAAGACGAGCCUGGCGGAUUCGCUCAAGAACAAGCAGUUCGUGGACAAGAAGCCAAGUACACCGUUGCUCGUUGUUGAUCAUGGCAAUAUGCUCCACGACGGAGGAAACCUGACAGAUUGGAAGUUCAAUGCUGCACUCCUCUGCGCUCCGGACAUCCUUGAUCAGGCUGAAGAUCUUGAGAAGAAAUACCAACAAGAGCAAGAACAGCAGCAACAGGAGCAAGAAGCUGCAAGACUGGCCGAGCCAGCGGCGAAAGUCCCAAAGCGAGCUAAGUCUACAGGACUCCAGCGUGAGGGAACAGCGACGAAAGAGGCAGCAGUAGAACAUCCACAGCGCCAAAAGCAGCAACACCCCAUCGUAGUGCCUGGACACCGAGAAAACGUGGAGGGGAGCUCUGCACCAAGACACAAGCAGGCAUCGAAGGAAACAUCAAAACUCACUGCAGAUCCAGAAGCAGCACUCAGCUCUGUUGAAUUGACACAGAGCCUGGUUGAUGUCAUCUUGGCGAACCAAGAGCUGAUGCGAGAAAUCCGCAAAGAAGAAGUGGUGGUGUCCAUUUGGGAUUGCGGCGGCCAAUCAGUCUUCUCAAGCCUGCAGCAUUUCCUAAUGGGUGAAGAUUACGUCAUCUAUAUUCUCUGUUUCAACGCCUCGGAGAACUUCGAUCACAUCAAGCAGCAGAACUACUGGAAGUGGUCAGGGAGUACAGUGUCUGAAGUGACUCUGGAUGUACCGGAGGAGCUGGAGAACAUCGACCACAUUCGGCACUGGCUAACAGCCAUCCACUUUGCCAGCAACCCAGGCAAGGCUGUGGGAAGCGAGGCGUUCGACUACCCGCCUGUGAUAUUGGUGGGGAAAUUUGCCGACAAGCUGUCGACAGAUAGGACACUUUCGGAGCACAAGAUCGAUAUCCUCGAGAAGCUGCGAAACCUCUGUUGGCGGUCACCAACAUUGAAGGGUGUGAUCAAGAACGAUGACAUUGAUCCCGCAGAGUUGUUCCUUGUGGACAACCACGAGUCCGGAGCUUCUCAAGAAGUUCUAGGUAUCCGAGAGAAGCUGCAGGAUGCUGUUUCGUCGGUGCUGGCAGACAAGAAGAUGCCGACGGAAUGGGUUCGCUUUGAGAUGAUACUGGAGUAUCUCAAGAAACAACCCGCCCACACUGGCUACACAACACGAGGAUGGAUGAAGACACUGUUGGAGAAGGCCUGCAAGAUCCAGGAUGACUCCGGCAUGGACGGUGCUCUAUCCGAGUUCGAGCGUCUUCUUCGGUUCUACAACGACCUACGUGUGAUUAUCUAUCGGCCGGCAAACAUGAACUUGCCGCAGCCUGAUGACAUCAUCUUCCACAACACACAGUGGCUCAUCAGGCAGAUAAACGUCCUCGUCUUUGGCCACAAGUACCUGGAUGAACCUGGCGGAGGUGACGGCAAGACGGAGAAGAAAGCAGGGAGAGCAGAGACGGAGUGGCGCGACUAUCUGUGGAAGGAGGGUAUAGCACGCAUGCCACUAAUAGAGUGUGCCUGGAAGGAGGUGAAACGAGAAGUACGUGAAAAGAUGCUUGACGUGAUGGUCGACUGGGAUUUCCUGUACAAAUUCGGAGACGCCCAGCAAGCAAAGUAUUUCAUCCCGUCUGCUCUUCAACACCGACCGCCAAAGAAAAUCGAGGAGGCCAUGCGCAGCUUCCAGCCGGACAAUGAGCCAAACGACGUCUGCUUCUCCACGGCUGACACACCGUUACUGAUCGUGGUUCAGCCACCAGGCAAGGCUGAUGAAGACGUCCUAAGCUACAAGUAUCCCGACGCGGACACACCGAUGCCACACAGCUCCUACUUCAAGCUACUUGUAAGGCUCAUGAGAAAGUGGGACAUCACAAAUACCGACCGGAGUCACUGUGAGCUCACCUACAACACAGCCAGGUUUCGGCUGUGGCUGCCGGAGCAACUCCGUGACCAGUUCCCAGGCAAGGUGGAAAUCUUCUUGGCUCACUACGACUCGUCAGGUGCAUUGCUGGUCAGCAUCAACUUCCGGUGCUCGCCUGACUGUGCUGCUAGCACCUCUGACUGGCUGCAUCCGACCUCAUCGAUAUGCCAGCAUGUCCGCAAGGAUAUCAUGGAGGAGUUGGGUAAGCUGGAGAACCCGAAACUGGACGAACCGGUCAUGUUCAGUUUACCACUACCGCCAGUGUGCGCAUGCAAAGAGCAGGAGUGGAAGGAAUACAGCAGCGAAAGCCGGGACCUCGGAUACGCACCGUGGCGCGUACGCUACAGCAAAUCCGGUACUCAUCACGAUCCGUACUGCGCCGGGUGCAAGUCGCACUACAGAAUACCCAACAACUCAAACUGCUGGUUCAAAGCUAGUAGUAGCUUCCAGCUCGAAGGACAGCAGAAUGCUGUAGCGAGGAAGCAAGUGGCAAUCUGGAAGAAGAAAGCGGAGAUUGCCAAUGAUCAGUCACUUCCUACGGAGGUGAAGAAGUUCCUUGCUGACCGUGCGGACAAGUGUUUGUGUAUGCUGGCUGGAAGCAGAGAUACACUUGCCGUGGCAUCAUCGUCGUUCGGCACUAUCGAGCCGGCUGCGGGUCUGGCCGAGAUAUGGAUGCUGUGCUGCCAGUAUGUUGGUGCUGGGCAUUCGGAUGUGAUCCUGCGUGUUGCUCGCAUGUGCGACACUCUGCAGAGCGAAGAUGAGAUUGUUCAUGUACUAAGUCACUUCUGUCAGGAGAAACAGUGUGGCACUUCUGAGCGGACAUUGAAGGUUUCCAUCAUGUCACCUCUUAUGGCAAGGAAAAGAUGCCAGCAGUACCCGCGUCCAUUGUGGUGCUUCUUGCUGCUCAAGCACUUCUUCAUCAUCAAGAAGAAGGGCAUAGAUGUUAGCAAUCAAAUCGGUGAUUUGCCAGCUAUCGACUCGAGCCUAGGAAGCUGGAUUGCUCCUGCGGUUUCUCCUCCUGCCAGCGUCCAGGCCACACUGCCUGCUCCUGCCAGCGUCCCGGCCACACUGCCUGCUCCUGCCAGCGUCCAGGCCACACUGCCUGCUCCUGCCAGCGUCCAGGCCACACUGCCUGCUCCUGCCAGCGUCCCGGCCACACUGCCUGCUCCUGCCAGAGUCCCGGCCUUGCUACCUGCUGCAUCAGGCAUGGGUAUGCCACCAGCUAGCAGGGCAAAACGAGGUACGGGUCCGUCCAACAAGACCAUGCAUGAAGCUACGAAUAGGACAUUCAGCAGCGGUUGGACCAGAGUACGCCGUAUCCGCAUCAGCCUCUGCGGUCAGUUUGGAACCGGCAAGACGAGCCUGGCGGAUUCUCUCAAGAACAAGCAGUUCGUGGACAAUAAGCCGAGUACACCGGUUCUCGAUGUUGAUCACAGCAAUGUGCUCCACGGCGCAGGAAACCUUAAGGAUUGGGACUUCGGCGCUGCACUCCUCUGUGCUCCUGACAUACUUCACCAUGCUGAAGAUCUUGAGAAGAAACGCCAGCAAGAGCACGAGCUGCAACAGCAACCGGCUGGGUCUACAGAUCAUGAGGCAGCACCCAGCUCUGCUGAAUUGACCCAGAGCCUGGUCGAUGUCAUCUUGGCAAACCAAGAGCUGAUGCGAGACAUUGGUGAAGAAGAAGUGGUGGUGUCCAUUUGGGAUUGCGGCGGCCAAUCAAUCUUCUCAAGCCUGCAGCAUUUCCUAAUGGGUGAAGAUUACGUCAUCUAUAUUCUCUGUUUCAACGCCUCAGAGAACUUCAAUGACAUCAAGCAGCAGAACUACUGGAAGUGGUCAGGCAAUAAAAUGUCCGAAAUGACUCUUGACGUACCGGAAGACCUCAAGAACAUUGACCACCUUCGACACUGGCUAACAGCCAUCCACUUUGCCAGCAACCCAGGCAAGGCUGUGGGAAGCGAGAAGUUCGACUACCCGCCUGUGAUAUUGGUGGGGAACUUUGCCGACAAGCUGUCGACAGAUAGGACACUUUCGGAGCACAAGGUCAAUAUCCUCGAGGAGCUGGAAAAGCUCUGCCGCCGGUCGCCAACCUUCCAGGGUAUGAUCGAGAACGAUGACAUUGAUUCCGCAGAGUUGUUCCUUGUGGACAACCACGAGUCCGGAGAUUCUCAAGAAGUUCUAGGAAUCCGAAAGAAGCUACAGGAUGCUGUUUCAUCGGUGCUGGCAAACAAGCAGAUUCCGAUGGAAUGGGUUCGUUUUGAGAUGAUACUGGAGUAUCUCAAGAAACAACCCGCCCGCACUGGCUACACAACAAGAGGAUGGAUGAAGACACUGGUGGAGAAGGCCUGCAAGAUCCAGGAUGACUCCGGAAUGGACGGUGCUCUAUCCGAGUUCGAGCAUCUUCUUAGUUUCUACAACGACCUACGUGUGAUUAUCUAUCGGCCGGCACACAAGGACUCGCCGCAGCCUGAUGACAUCAUCUUCCACAACACACAGUGGCUCAUCAGGCAGAUCAACAUCCUCGUCUUUGGCCACAAAUACCUGGUCGAACCUGGCGGAGGUGGUGGCAGGACGGCGAAGGAAGCCGAGACCAGGUUUCGCAACGUUCUGUGGACAAAGGGAAUAGCAAAUCGGCAAUUGAUGGACUAUGCCUGGAAGGAGGUGAAACGAGAUGUCCGUGAAAAGAUGCUGGACGUGAUGGUCGACUGGGAUUUGCUGUACAAAUCCGGAGACGCCCAGCAAGCAAAAUACUUCAUCCCGUCUGCUCUUCAACGUCGACCGCCGGAGAAAAUCGAGGAGGCCCUGCGCAGCUUCCAGCCGGACAAUGAGCCAAACGACGUCUGCUUCUCCACAGCUGACACACCGUUACUGAUCAUGGUUCAGCCACCAGGGAAGCCUGAUGAAGAAGCCGUGAACUACAAGUAUCCCGAUGCGGACACACCGAUGCCACACAGCUCGUACUUCAAGCUACUUGUACGGCUCAUGAGAAAGUGGGAGAUUACAAAUACCGACCGGAGUCACUGUGAGCUCACCUACAACACAGCCAGGUUUCGGCUGUGGCUGCCGGAGCAGCUCCGUGACCAGUUCCCAGGCAAGGUGGAAAUCUUCUUGGCUCACUACGACUCGUCAGGUGCCCUGCUGGUCAGCAUCAACUUCCGGUACUCACCUGGCUGUGCCUCUAGCGCCUCUGAUUGUCUGCAGCCGAUCUCAUCUAUAUGCCAGCACGUCCGCAAGGAUAUCAUGGAGGAGUUGGGUAAGCUGGAGAACCCGAAACUGGACAAACCGGUCAUGUUCAGUUUACCACUACCGCCAGUGUGCGCAUGCAAAGAGCAGAAGUGGAAGGACUACAGCACCAAAAGCCGGGACCUCGGAUACGCACCGUGGCGCGUCCGCUACAGCGAAUCCGGUGCUGAGCACGAUGCGUACUGCGCCUGGUGUGAUUCGGAGUACAGCAUACCCAACAACUCAAACUGCUGGUUCGAAGGUAGCACUUUCCAGCUUGAAGGACAGCAGAAUGCUGUAGCGAGGAAGCAAGUGGCACUCUGGAAGAAGAAAGCGGAGAUUGCCAAUGAUCAGUCACUUCCUACGAAGGAGGCAGUGGAUGCCAGCUCGGAAGUAUUCCUCGCUGCCGUGCGCAACAUCAAUCCCGUCGCUGCUGAGACUUCUGCAAUUGCUGCCAAUGCUGCGGCUUCCCCCGCAUCUGCGACUGCUGUCAUAGCAACGUCAUCGCCUAGCCAACCCAACGAGGGUUCUGCCACUCCAUCUGAAAAGGAUCACACGGCUACAGACUCGUCGGCCGACACACGAUCUGCAUCUUUGACAGCAAAACGAGGUACGGGUCCGUCCGACGAGGCCAUGCAUGAAGCUACGAAUAGCACACUGAGCAGCGGUUCGACCAGAGUACGCCGUAUCCGCAUCAGCCUCUGCGGUCAGUUUGGAACCGGCAAGACGAGCCUGGCGGAUUCGCUCAAGAACAAGCAGUUCGUGGACAAGAAGAAGCCAAGUACACCGUUGCUCGUUGUUGAUCAUGGCAAUAUGCUCCACGACGGAGGAAACCUGACAGAUUGGAAGUUCAAUGCUGCACUCCUCUGCGCUCCGGACAUCCUUGAUCAGGCUGAAGAUCUUGAGAAGAAAUACCAACAAGAGCAAGAACAGCAGCAACAGGAGCAAGAAGCUGCAAGACUGGCCGAGCCAGCGGCGAAAGUCCCAAAGCGAGCUAAGUCUAUAGGACUCCAGCGUGCGGGAACAGCGACGAAAGAGGCAGCAGUAGAACAUCCACAGCGCCAAAAGCAGCAACACCCCAUCGUAGUGCCUGGACACCGAGAAAACGUGGAGGGGAGCUCUGCACCAAGACACAAGCAGUCAUCGAAGGAAACAUCAAAACUCACUGCAGAUCCAGAAGCAGCACUCAGCUCUGUUGAAUUGACACAGAGCCUGGUUGAUGUCAUCUUGGCGAACCAAAAGCUGAUGCGAGAAAUCCGCAAAGAAGAAGUGGUGGUGUCCAUUUGGGAUUGCGGCGGCCAAUCAGUCUUCUCAAGCCUGCAGCAUUUCCUAAUGGGUGAAGAUUACGUCAUCUAUAUUCUUUGUUUCAACGCCUCGGAGAACUUCGAUGACAUCAAGCAGCAGAACUACUGGAAGUGGUCAGGGAGUACAGUGUCUGAAGUGACUCUGGAUGUACCGGAGAAGCUGGAGAACAUCGACCACAUUCGGCACUGGCUAACAGCCAUCCACUUUGCCAGCAACCCAGGCAAGGCUGUGGGAAGCGAGGCGUUCGACUACCCGCCUGUGAUAUUGGUGGGGAACUUUGCCGACAAGCUGCCAACAGAUAUGACACUUUUGGAGCACAAGGUCGAUAUCCUCGAGAAGCUGCGAAACCUUUGUUGGCGGUCACCAACAUUCAAGGGUGUGAUCAAGACCAAUAACAUUGAUCCCGCAGAGUUGUUCCUUGUGGACAACCGCCAGUCCGGAGCUUCUCAAGAAGUUCAACGAAUCCGAGAGAAGCUGCAGGAUGCUGUUUCAUCGGUGCUGGCAGACAAGGAGAUGCCGACGGAAUGGGUUCGCUUUGAGAUGAUACUGGAGUAUAUCAAGAAACAACCCACCCACACUGGCUACACAACACGAGGAUGGAUGAAGACACUGUUGGAGAAGGCCUGCAAGAUCCAGGAUGACUCCGGCAUGGACGGUGCUCUAUCCGAGUUCGAGCGUCUUCUUAGGUUCUACAACGAACUACGUGUGAUUAUCUAUCGGCCGGCAAACAUGAACUUGCCGCAGCCUGGUGACAUCAUCUUCCACAACACACAGUGGCUCAUCAGGCAGAUCAACGUCCUCGUCUUUGGCCACAAGUACCUGGAUGAACCUGGCGGAGGUGACGGCAAGACGGAGAAGAAAGCAGGGAGAGCAGAGACGGAGUGGCGCGGCUAUCUGUGGAAGGAGGGUAUAGCACGCAUGCCACUAAUAGAGUGUGCCUGGGAGGAGGUGAAACCAGAAGUACGUGAAAAGAUGCUUGACGUGAUGGUCGACUGGGAUUUCCUGUACAAAUUCGGAGACGGCCAGCAAGCAAAGUAUUUCAUCCCGUCUGCUCUUCAACACCGACCGCCGAAGAAAAUCGAGGAGGCCAUGCGCAGCUUCCAGCCGGACAAUGACCCAAACGACGUCUGCUUCUCCACGGCUGACACACCGUUGCUGAUCAUGGUUCAGCCACCAGGCAAGCCUGAUGAAGACGUCCUGGGCUACAAGUAUCCCGACGCGGACACACCGAUGCCACAUAGCUCCUACUUCAAGCUACUUGUACGGCUCAUGAGAAAGUGGAACAUCACAAAUACCGACCGGUUUCGCUGUGAGUUCACCUACAACACAGCCAGGUUUUUGUUGCCGAAGCAGCUCCGUGACCAGUUCCCAGGCAAGGUGGAAAUCUUCUUGGCUCACUACGACUCGUCAGGUGCCCUGUUGGUCAGCAUCAACUUCCGGUACUCACCUAAAGGUGCUGCUGGCUCUUCUGAUUGCUCGCCUGACUCUGUUGCAUUCGCCUCUGAUUGGCUGCAGCCGAUCUCAUCUAUAUGCCAGCUUAUCCGCAAGGAAAUCAUGGAGGAGUUGGGUAAGCUGGAGAACCCGAAACUGGACAAGCCAGUCAUGUUCAGUUUACAACUACCGCCAGUGUGCGCAUGCAAAGAGCAGGAGUGGAAGGACGGCAGCAGAGAAAGCCGGGACCUCGGAUAUGCACCGUGGCGAGUGCUCUACAGCGAAUCCGGUGCUGAGCACGAUCCGUACUGUGCCGGGUGUGAUUCGGAGUACAGCAUACCCAACAACUCAAACUGCUGGUUCGAAGGUAGUAGUAGCUUUCAGCUCGAAGGACAGCAGAAUGCUGUAGCGAGGAAGCAAGUGGCACUCUGGAAGAAGAAAGCGGAGAUUGCCAAUGAUCAGUCACUUCCUACGGAGGUGAAGAGGUUCCUUGCUGACCGUGCGGACAAGUGUUUGUGUAUGCUGGCUGGAAGCAGAGAUACACUUGCCGUGGCAUCAUCGUCGUUCGGCACUAUCGAGCCGGCUGUGGGUCUGGCGGAGAUAUGGAUGCUGUGCUGCCAGUAUGUCGGUGCUGGGCAUUCGGAUGUGAUCCUGCGUGCUGCUCGCAUGUGCGACACUCUGCAGAGCGAAGAUCAGCUUGUUCGUGUUCUAAGUCACUUCUGUCAGGAGAAACAGUGUGGCACUUCUGAGCGGACAUUGAAGGUUUCCAUCAUGUCACCUCUUGUGGCAAGGAAAAGAUGCCAGCAGUACCCGCGUCCAUUGUGGUGCUUCUUGCUGCUCAAGCACUGCUUCAUCAUCAAGGAGAAGGGCAUAGAUGUUAGCAAUCAAAUCGGUGAUUUGCCAGCUAUCGACUCGAGCGACUGGAGCUGGAUUGCUCCUGUGGUUUCUCCUCCUGCCAGCGUCCAGGCCACACUGCCCGCUCCUGCCAGCGUCCAGGCCACACUGCCUGCUCCUGCCAGCGUCCAGACCACACUGCCUGCUCCUGCCAGCGUCCAGGUCACACUGCCUGCUCCUGCGAGAGUCCCGGCCUUGCUACCUGCUGCAUCAGGCAUGGGUAUGCCACCAGCUAGCAGGGAUCCGUCUCGUGUUGUGGCUGACGAAGUGACAAAGGGUUCAGAACAAGCCUUGCCACGUUCCUCUAGACCAACUCGCUUCGGAAAACUGGCGUGUAACUUCUCCAAAGGACAUUGAAGGUUUCCAUCAUGUCACCUCUUGUGGCAAAAAACAGAUGCCAGCAGUACCCGCGUCCAUUGUGGUGCUUCUUGCUGCUCAAGCACUUCUUUAUCAUCAAGAAGAAGGGCAUAGAUGUUAGCAAUCAA
Messenger RNA from Sycon ciliatum, 11405 nucleotides. RefSeq lists its product as uncharacterized. The record is from RefSeq and is a predicted model, not a curated record. The transcript is spliced from 16 exons. The coding region runs from base 58 to 11277 and encodes 3739 amino acids. Lineage: Eukaryota; Metazoa; Porifera; Calcarea; Leucosolenida; Sycettidae.